Molecule: messenger RNA, 1873 nt
Organism: Neltuma alba
Lineage: Eukaryota; Viridiplantae; Streptophyta; Magnoliopsida; Fabales; Fabaceae
Product: beta-glucosidase 11
Exons: 13
Coding region: 166-1695 (509 amino acids)
Biological process (GO): carbohydrate metabolic process
Molecular function (GO): beta-glucosidase activity
Source: RefSeq, a predicted model, not a curated record
CAUCCUCACCACGCACGAAAUAGGUGAAUUUGGGCAAUACAUGGGACCACUAAUCCAUAGAGUUCGAGGUUAGGAUGCUCAAUUUAUCGCGCUUUCUAGCGAAUGGAGGAUAAAGGGAUCCUUGAUCUUUAAGAGACCGGAAGUUGUGGAAGAAGCGGCUGGAGAAUGUGGAUAAAGGUGUUGUUGGCAACAGUUAUAUUAGCAUUGGUUAAUUCUGCUUCUGCCGGUGAUACUCUUAACAGAGAUGACUUCCCACCAGACUUCAUCUUCGGCGCAGGAACCUCUGCUUAUCAGGUUGAAGGUGCAGCAGAUGAAGAUGGGAGAACGCCCAGUAUACUUGACGUCUUAGCCCUCGACGAGAACAAGACCCGGGGAUAUGGAGAUAGAACAUGCGACCAGUAUCACAAUUAUAAGGAAGACGUGAGACUCAUGGCUAACAUGGGCUUAAAUGCAUACAGAUUUUCCAUAUCGUGGUCAAGACUUAUUCCAAAUGGAAAAGGAGCAGUCAAUCCCAAGGGACUAGAAUAUUACAACAACCUUAUCAAUGAGCUCAUAAGCCAUGAUAUCCAGCCACAUGUUACGUUGCAUCAUAGUGACCUGCCACAAGCACUGGAAGAUGAGUACGGAGGAUGGGUUAGUCGUAGAGUAGUGAAAGACUUUGAAGCAUAUGCGAAUGUGUGCUUCAAUGAAUUUGGUGAUAGAGUUAAGCAUUGGACCACGAUGAAUGAGGCAAAUAUAUUUGUGCUCUGUGGUUAUGAUUUGGGAAUGCUGCCGCCUCAGCGAUGUUCAUCUUCCAUUAUAGGCAUAGCUAACUGCUCCAAGGGCAAUUCUUCAACUGAGCCAUAUCUGGCAGCCCAUAAUAUGUUGCUAGCACAUGCAUCAGCUACUGCAUUGUAUAGGAGAAAGUAUCAGGAGCUACAACGUGGAUUUAUAGGGAUUAAUAUCUUUACUAUGGAUUUUUCUCCUCUAACAAAUACUACUGAAGAUUUAAGCGCCACUCAAAGGGCUCAAGAUUUCAAUCUGGGUUGGUUUUUGAAUCCCAUAAUGUUUGGUGAGUAUCCCGAGACACUUAAAAGAAGUGCAGGCUGGAAGCUUCCUUCCUUCACUAAAGCUGAAUCAAAUAUGGUGAAGGGUUCAAUUGACUUCCUGGGAAUUAAUUUUUACUACACAUGUCAUGUGAAAAACUACCCCAGCAGCUUACCAAUGGGGGACAGAGACAUUCUGGCAGAUUUGGCCUUCAUAUAUUCAUGUUUUGGGAAUGCUACAUUUGCCGUUGAGAUUCCAGUUAGACCCUGGGGAUUGAAAAACUUGCUGGAAUUAUUGAGGAACUCUUAUGGCAAUUUUCCCAUUUACAUCCAUGAAAAUGGUCAACAAACACUACGGGAUUCUUCAUUGGAUGACUGGUCAAGGGUCAUCUUCAUGCAUGAAUACAUUAAGAGUGUGCUUGAUUCACUCAGGAACGGAGUGAACGUGAGAGGCUAUUUUGUAUGGUCCCUUUUGGAUUUGCUCGAGAUAAUAACGGGAUAUCAAACCAGUUAUGGGCUAUAUUACAUAGAUCUGAACGAUCCAAAUUUGAAGAGGCAACCUAAACUAUCUGCUAAAUGGUACUCCGAUUUUCUGCAUAAUAGGAGUAUGAAUCCGAAGAUCACUACAGAACUUGAGAAGAGUGCACCUAUGCUCUCUGCUGCCGCAUAGUGCCACUUAGGACCAAAUAAGGAGAGGCUUAAAACUCAGGAACCAUUCAUCCUUCUCAGUCUUGUAAUUUUCUAAUGUUAUCAUUCAUGGUAGAAUUACAUGCUUCAUCUUAUUUUGAAGAAUUUGCCGAUUUCUGAAUACAGCAAUCUUAUUUGGAUGGUAGGACUCAAAAUCUCAA